Messenger RNA from Lethenteron reissneri (Far Eastern brook lamprey), 5741 nucleotides. Its product is annotated as E3 ubiquitin-protein ligase PDZRN3-like. The record is from RefSeq and is a predicted model, not a curated record. NCBI's taxonomy places the organism in Eukaryota, Metazoa, Chordata, Hyperoartia, Petromyzontiformes, Petromyzontidae. Gene Ontology annotation, molecular function: protein binding.
CCUCCCCACGCGCGCGUGCGUGCCGCGUGCCCUUCCCACGCGCGCGCGUGCGUGCGCGCGCCACGCAGCCGCAUCCUCAGGCGGCAGGGCGGACGAGAGAAGAGGGCGGGUGGUGGUGGGGGGGGGGGUGCUGCGAGGUAAUGGUGAAGGACAGCGAUUGGAAGAAGGCAACCUGCUGCUGAGCCCAGGCUCUGCCCUUCUGACGAUCAAGUGCGCGGGAAUUCGUCCGAAAGCGCCGCUGUGACUGCGGCAAGGAACAUUGUUGUCGGCGGGCGACGAGGCAACCCUAUUUAUUUAUUUAUUUACCUCCCCCCCCCCCUCCCGCCACCAAAGAAAAGACAAAAAAAAAAUCUCGCUAACCCGUUGAAAAAAAAUAUUGAUAUAUUUCAUUCGAAUUUUCUUAGAUGUGGAAAUAUACCUUUUCGUUGCUGCUGUUAAUGUCGUGCCUAUAGCCCUGCGCGAAGGGUCUCUAUCUAACUGUGCCACUUCAACUGAGACCAAACAUGGGAUGCAAUCUCUGCGGUUCACAGAAGCAGGAUGAAAACUAUAAUUUGCUGUAUGAAGUUUGCAAGGUGAACGGGAAGGACCUGUCACGCAUUAGCCAUGAGGAAGCGGUGGAGGCCUUGCGCUCGGCCCGAGAGCCGAUCACCAUGCAGGUGCGGCGGAAGGCCCCCCUGCGACCCCGAGCCCACGGGGGGUCACAGGCCACGGUCGGCGGAACUCCAACUGCGACGACGGCGGCGGCGGUCGGAACGACGGCUCCCUCGCCGCGAGCGGACGCCGCCACGCAGACCGAGUGCCCACCGGUCCCAGAGGGCGGCAAGCCGAGGGAGCAAGCCACGGUCGCCGUGGCAACGGAGACCGCGCCGACCGUCCCCGUGGUGACGCCGGGACCGCGGGCCGUGCAGCCGCCCGACAGCCAAAUCCUAGUGGAGGAGUGUAACGAUGGACAGGAAUACUUAACGAGCUUGCAGCAAGAGGCGGAGAGGGCGGCUGAAGUGGAAUUUGAGGAGGUGGCUUUGUACCGGAUCUUCAGGCAAGAAAAGCUGGGUCUGACUGUGUGCUACCGCACGGAUGAGGAAGAGGACUUGGGAAUUUACGUCAGCGAGAUCGACCCCAACAGCAUCGCAGCCAAGGACGGGCGCAUCAGGGAAGGCGAUCGCAUCUUGCAGAUCAACGGAGUGGACAUUCAGGGGCGGGAAGAGGCAGUGGCCCUUCUGACAAAUGAGAAAAAUCGGAGGGUGUCUCUUCUCUUGGCGAGGCCAGAAAUCCAGCUGGACGAGGGAUGGAUGGAGGACGAACGCAGCGAGUAUCUGGAGGACAUAAGCAUGGACGUUCUGGAAGAGCAGGACAACCAGGACUUUGAGGUCAACGCCAGCGUCCCUCAGCAGAUGAGAACCCCGGAGGACGACGGGACCACGGACAGCGCCCACAACGGGCAGGAGAAGGACAGCGGCGUCGGCCGGACGGACGAGAGCACGCGGAACGACAACGACGAAAACGAGAGUUCCGAACCCGAGCAAGAGAUCCCUGCCGACGACGACAACCAAAACUUCGCGGUGCUGACGGACAGUUCCAAAGUCACCAGUCAAGUCGGGGAUAAAAAGGGCACCGGCGACGCGUUGUGCGGGAACAGGACGGGCGAUAGAACAGGGCGCUCAGAUUUAAACAUUCCUGAAAUGCCUGAACUCCUGGAUUUUAAGUGCCAAAUGACGAGUGCCAAGAGGCUCAGCCUGUACUACAGCGCCACGUCCACGCUCGGCGUGGGCAAGGUGGACGCGAAGAUCCCGGGCGACACGGAAAUCGAGCUGCUCAACGAGGAGCUCAGGAACAUUGAGAUCGAAUGCCGCAACAUCAUGCAGGCCCACGGCAACAGCGCCGGCACGCACCCCCGCAACUACGGCGACCUGUGGCGGCUGCAGGACGGCGGCAACUUCCGCACGUACGGCCGCAAGCGGAGCAGGUGCCUGGACGUCACGGACGCGCCCGAGAAGUCCGACAAGGACACGUCGAGCGCUUACAACACGGCGGAGAGCUGCCGCAGUAGCCCCCAGUCACUCAAGCUCACGGCCAUCCGCUCGCUGAACCGCUCCAUCGAGAGCACGGACAGCCAGCGGUCGGACAGCGGAGCCAGCCGCGCGUCCACCAGCGUGUGCUCCUCGCAGCCCGGCAGCCGGGAGGCGAGCCCUGCCAAGGGGAAGGUUUCGACGCCGUCCAGAAAGCUGCCGGAGAGCGGCGACGUCGCGCCGGCUCAGGCCGCGGCGAGCGCCGGAGCCUCCGGCAGCUGCGGUGGCGGCAGCGCCAAGCAGCUGUACCAGAAGCUGGGCCGGCAGCAGGCCCAGCUGCAGCUGUCUCCGUACCGCCGGGCCAACGCGCCGUCGCAGUCGCAGCACUACCAAAGCUACGUGCACCUGGUGCAGCAGGGGUCGUCCGACUACGGCCACAGCCAGAUGAGCCUCCUGAGUGUGUGCAACGAGGCGUCCUUCUCCAGCCAGCAGGACUUCUCGCAGGCCGAACCCAGGGGCGAGUGGAAGGUGAAGGUGCGCAGCGACGGCUCGCGCUACAUCACCAAGAGGCCCGUGCGAGACAGACUCCUGAAAGAGCGAGCGAUGAAGAUCAAGGAGGAGCGCAGCGGCAUGACGACGGACGACGACGCUCUCAGCGAGAUGAAGAUGGGCCGCUACUGGUCCAAGGAGCAGCGCAAGCAGCACCUGAACCGGGCGCGCGAGCAGCGUCGGCGCCGCGAGUUCAUGAUGCGCUGUCGCCUCGAGUGCCUCAACGAGAACCCGCACGAGGGCGGCUCCAUCACCGGCUCCGGGGGUUCGGCCGCCGGCUCCGCGUCGGCCUCCGCGUCCGGCGCCGAGAGCCGCAAGGAGGUGAGCAUCCUGGAGCUCAGCCACCGCAAGAUGAUGAAGAAGCGUGGCAAGAAGAUCUUCGACAAUUGGAUGACGAUUCAGGAACUUCUGGCCCACGGCAGCCGCUCCCCAGACGGCACGCGGAUCUACAACCACUUGCUGUCCGUCACGACGGUGUGAACGUUGACUGUCGGGAGAUGGGUCACCCCCGCAUCCCACCCGAGGCUUGUCGCGCAGUGUGGAUGUCGGCUUAGGUGCAAGAGCCGUCCUUAUGACCUUUGGUGUUGUCGGAGGGUUUAAUGACACUUGCCAAUUCCAGGUGGUGCCAUGGCAUCUGUAACCCGCUGCCCUGACUUUUUGUCACUGUUGAAAAACGAUACGAGAUGGAAAGCAGUUUUAACUGACGUGUAUUUGUAAUAAAUUGAUGUUUUUUUGGCAUUCAUGUACUGUAUAUUAUUCGGUUUGUACUCUACGUAUCGUCGAUGACUACUCUUGGCAGUUCCUUUUGCGGAACACUCACUUGUGUGAAAACCUGCUCACGCUCACAACAACUGAAGGUAAAUGGGGCACCGCGCUGGCGAGAUGUUAACUACCUUGCCUGGUAUGAAGGAGGUGGCGGGUUCGAUCCUGACCCUUACACCUGCUGAAUAUUUGGAGUUUGCAUGUUCUCCACGUGGUCGUGUGGAUUUUUCUCCGGGUCCUCCGGUUUUUCCCUCCGCAUUGCCAAUCAACAUCAAGCGUUCAGAGUAUUUGACGGCUAUCAAUGCCCACGUGACCAAGUUUCUUCUGACAAAGAGCUACGUAGCUCACUUGGGCCUUACCUGGUAACAAUAAAAAGAAGAAAAAGACGAAAAAUAAGUCUAGCGGACGUAAUGUUUGCAAAGAAAACUUGCUCCUUGUGUACGGUUUACGAAAGUGUUUUUGGGUAGACAUUAUUUUAGUAAAAAAAAAAAUACAGAAAAGGGAAAGAAAAAUUACGUGCAAAAUUAAUGCGGUGUUUGCUAAAAUAGAACAAAACAAAAAACAGUGCCAGCUUAUUUCAGCAAUCUUGAAAUACUAAACGAGGUCUAAACACACUGUACGUUUAAACAUUAGUGUUAUCGCAGCCAUCGUUCAUUCUGAACAAAAGUACUUUUUUUUCAAUACAGAUGAUUACACAUGCUUUAUUGCAAUUGUCAAAUCUCAAGUCUCUUCCAGUGUUCCUACUCGCUCUCCUCUCAGGUCAAAUCGCAGGAUUUAAUAACGCUAAAUCGACCAAGAAGAAAUCGCUGGGUGACCUAUUUUGUAUUAGAUAUGUAAAACUAGAGCCCUCACUCAUAGAUUCUGAUACCGAUCUAGACAAUGUUGUAUUAUAUCCCACAGUAUGUAUUCAUGUUACCGUAUAUCAGUAUGAAAUCCUCAACAAGAAUACAAAGUACUUCACUGAUACAUAAUUAGUGUGUGACGUUUGGUUUGUGCCCUCUGGCCCAUGCCAUUAAAUAAAUAUAUGGUUCGCAGUGGAUUCUACUGAUCUACAAGCAUUGGAGUUACCAAUCACACUGAAAUAAGCACAUUUUUGCCAUUGUGCGAAUGGAAAUUUCAAUACUGUACCAUUUUCUAUCGCAGUUAAUAAAACACAAUCCUGUAUAUAUCACACGGCAAUGGUUCGCCAGCGAGCUCUUGAGAAUUGCAUGCAGGCAACCGCAGAAUUUACAUAGCGAUGGGAUUUACACAUAUUCCAGAGUAAUAUUGCAGCAGAAUCUGUGUUAUACAGAUCUUCAUUAAAGUAGCAGGUGUGAUCAGCGUCAACCAGUUAACUUUAGCACCUAAGUAGCACCUAAGUAGAAUAGUGCUCCAGUUGCAAAGCAAUUUGAAAUUUGCAAAGCAAUUUAGCACUCACUUAUUUAAUUAAUUUAUUUGAAUUCACUUGUUCACUUCUAAUUUGCAUGCUUUGUAGCGUGGCGGGAUUGAUCUUAUUCAGUCCGUAGAGGAUUAUCUUUGUACAUUCAUCACGUCACAGAGUUUAACUGCUUUUGGCACGUGUGCCAUGUAAGAUAACAUUAUAACACAGUCGUAAUAGUCAGUCGUGCUUUUUAGGAAUACAUUAAAACGAAUAAAUUAUUUGUGCGAUAUGACAAAAAAGAAGUGACGCAUUUGUUGCUAAUCAUUUUUGCUGUUACGCGUCAGUAAUCUGUGGUGGAUGUUUUUUUUUUGUUAAUCAGAUGCUCAUUUCGUUCAACCAAGGUCAACGCAACAGGAGGAUGAAUGAAAUUCGCGGACGGCAUGAAAACGGCGCAUUGUGGACUUUUUUCUCCCAUAGUGCUUACUGGUAAUCGGAGGUGAAUGCGGCAUUGUCACGAAUGGUAAUUAGCAUCUUUUCAAUAAAAAAACAGUGUUUGUUUUGCGGCUGGAAAAAAUUGAAGAGCUGUGGUCAAGAAUAGCUUGCACAAAAUGAAAGCCCUACUCGGAAAAGAUGCAACGGACAAUUAAUAAAACUGUCAAACCGUCUGACACGUUGCCACUGACUGUAGCCAUGAGCAUGGGCAGGCACUUUUUUGCAUUUUUAUUCAUGUCUCAAAGGGGGGGGGGGGCGAUAUUAAUGUUGCAUACAGGAAACUGUGGCUGACAGGUACGGUUAUGUAUAGAUACGAUAUAUGAAAAGAAAAUAGGAUAAAUCAGUGAAAUUGUCUGCCCAUGUACGUACUACUGAGGGUUUGGAUAAGCAUUAAAGCAUGCCGUUUACUGGUCUUCAUGUUUCUGUGAAUGGCUAGCUUUGUAACAUCUCUCAUUCACCAGACUUUACCAUCUCAGGUGUACAAUUGCAGUGCUAUGAUCAUACGCGGUGGUAAGCUGUAACCAGCACAUAUGUGAACAAUACGUUAAUAAAUCCAGUUAGAAAUGUUCAAA